Molecule: messenger RNA, 483 nt
Organism: Trichoplax adhaerens
Lineage: Eukaryota; Metazoa; Placozoa; Uniplacotomia; Trichoplacea; Trichoplacidae
Exons: 5
Coding region: 1-483 (160 amino acids)
Source: RefSeq, a predicted model, not a curated record
AUGUCAUGCUCGAUCAGAAUUAAGAUCGGCUACGAUUGUUGUUGUUUACGAUCCUCGCGAUGUAAACUAGUAGAGUAUGUAAGAAAAUUCGCUAGUUUUCUAAAAGCAAGUGAAAGUUGUGAAGCUCUCGUAAAUCAAUUUUUGGAACUCCAGCAAAAUAGAGCUAUUGCCUACAGCACACUUGAAAGUGCCCAUAAAACCUAUUUACAAACGGCUCCAGACUAUGAUUUUCAAACUUAUCGACAACAUGUCGCAAAAAUUACUGAACAAUUUGCAUCCAUUUCCAAACAAAUCCUUGCUAUCAUUGCUAAAUUAGAAAUAAAUGAAAAGACCAAAGCUGUUGCAGAACUAAUGAAAGAUAUACAAGCUGGCGAGAAAGAUAAACUUCAAUUGACUACCAAGCUGCAAUGCGCUAAACAAGAUGUCAUUGAUCAUCCAGACCAAGAUUAUGAACUUCAAGUUCGCGAAUUAAGAAAGGAGUAA